Eruca vesicaria subsp. sativa (arugula) is the source of this 1146-nucleotide messenger RNA. Lineage: Eukaryota; Viridiplantae; Streptophyta; Magnoliopsida; Brassicales; Brassicaceae. The record is from the annotation of a GenBank genome assembly.
AUGUUCAGCUUCUUGAAAAAGCUAGGGUUUUAUUCAACCUUCUCUCGAUUAUAUGAUCCAACAACCACCAACCGAGAAAUGUCCUCUCCCGAAAUUAGGGCACAAAAGAAGCAACCGCCGUCCCCAAUCACUUCCCUCCCCGAAGAAAUCUUCGUCGACAUCGUCGCGCGCGUCUCCCGAUCCUACUACCCGACUCUCUCCCAAGUCUCCAGACGCUUCCGAUCACUCGUCGCCUCCCCCGAGCUCUACGCGAGACGAUCCUUCUUGAAACGCACGGAGCAAUGCAUCUACGUGGCGAUCUCAAAAGAUCAGACCUCAGACAUCCACUGGUUCACUCUCUCCGAUGGUCACCGCUUGAUUCACAUCCCUUCCCUCCCUCCGAUGCCUCUCAACGGAAGCUACGUCGCCGUCGGGUCCAGCAUCUUCGUGAUCGGCGGGUUUCAAGAUUGGAGCAUCACUGCGAGCGUGUCCCUAAUCGAUUGCAGGUCUCACACGGCGAAGGCUCUCGGCGAGAUGCCUAAGGCGGUUGCUGGAUCGGUGACGCAGGUAAUCGACGGGAAGAUUUAUGUGAUUGGAGGAUCGGACGGUCAUUCGCCGAUGAAAUCUAGGUCAAGGAGUAUGAUGGUGUUUGAUUUGGAAACUGAGGUUUGGAAGUUAAAGCCGUGGCCGGAUUGGGAGCAAGGGAAAGUCUGGUUUAGUAGUGUGGAGAUUGGAGGGAAGAUUUACAUGAGGACUUGUUACAAUAGCUUCGUUUACGAUCCCCUCGCGGUUACGACGAAUAACUGCGUUGGAGAUGAGGUUUUGCAUUCCAAGGAGUGGCUUGGUGCGUGUGUGAUUGAGGAGGUUUUGUAUUACUAUGACGUUCGUGGGAAGUGUUUGAGAGGGUUUGAUCCUAAGGCGAGAGCUUGGGGAGUUGUGAAUGGUUUGGAAGGGUUGUUGCCUCGGGGUUGUUCGUGGUCGAAAGCUGCGAGUUACGGAGGUGGGAGGAUGGUUUUGUUUAUGCAGGCGGAUGAGAUUUGGUGUGCGGAGAUUAAGGUGGAGAGACGUGAAGGAGGGGAGAUUUGGGGGAGUGUUGAGUGGUGUGAUGUUGUGCUUGGUGGGAACUUUCGGAUUAUGGAUUGUGUUCCUGUACCUGUUCUGCUCUGA